GAGUUCCCUCCAGCUGUCGACAGCAUCCGUGACAAGCUGGUCGGUAAAGAGUGAGCCCUUUGCGCAAACGUCCACCUCAUGUCCAUGUGGGCAUUGAUCCGCGAGUGACAGAUAACCGCCUCUAAAUCAGCCCCCGGGUUCAGGGUUUGCCCCUCCUGACCAGCACCAAUCUGAGAUGGAUAGACGGAGGGGGCGGGAAGGGUAGUUUGAAGAGGGCAGAGCUUUGCGAGAGGACGCCGAUUUCGGCUUAUUGUUUCACCGCUGGAGAAAAAGAAAGAAAAAAAACAAAAAAAAACUGUGGACAAUAACAGCUGAGAGAGAAAUCAGUCCGAACAAGAAGCUCAUUAACUCCAAGGAAAGCCAGUCGGGAGAGAAGAAACAGCUAGAACACAUCCCUUUAUAUCUGCUGGACCCCUCUGUUUUAACAGAUAUGGCUGCUGCACUGUGGAAGAUUAAAUCACUGCACAUGGGCUUGUGGAUCUUCUUCCUGCUCGUCAACCUCCUUCCUGCAGCCAGGGCAGUGGUUGGGCACAGAGAGCCAUUGCCUGAUGAUAGUAAAGACAAUAUCACCAUUUUCACCCGGAUCCUAGAUCGGCUGUUGGAUGGAUACGACAACAGGCUACGUCCAGGGCUGGGAGAGAGUGUGACAGAAGUGAGGACAAACAUCUACGUGACCAGUUUUGGGCCGGUGUCGGAUACAGACAUGGAGUACACCAUCGAUGUCUUCUUCCGCCAGAGUUGGAUGGACGAGAGGCUGAAGUUCGAAGGGCCCAUGCAUGUGUUACCCCUCAACAACCUCCUGGCCAGUAAGAUCUGGACUCCUGACACCUUUUUCCAUAACGGAAAGAAAUCGGUGGCCCACAACAUGACGACUCCAAACAAACUGCUGCGACUAGUUGACAACGGCACGCUUCUCUACACGAUGAGGUUGACCAUCCAUGCCGAGUGCCCCAUGCACCUGGAGGAUUUCCCCAUGGAUGCACACGCCUGUCCUCUGAAAUUCGGAAGUUAUGCUUACACCAAUAAUGAGGUGAUCUACCUGUGGACCCAGGGGAGGUCUGUGGCUAUGGCAGAGGAGAGCUCCAGGCUCAACCAGUAUGACUUACUGGGACAUGUUAUUGGCAAAGAAACCAUCAGUUCCAGCACAGGAGAAUAUGUAGUGAUGACAGCAUAUUUCCAUUUGAAAAGGAAAAUUGGCUAUUUUGUGAUUCAAACCUACCUCCCGUGCAUCAUGACUGUCAUACUGUCUCAGGUCUCCUUCUGGCUAAACAGAGAAUCGGUUCCUGCUCGCACUGUAUUUGGGGUCACCACUGUCCUAACCAUGACCACCCUGAGCAUCAGUGCUAGAAACUCCCUCCCUAAGGUGGCCUAUGCCACUGCCAUGGACUGGUUCAUGGCAGUGUGCUAUGCCUUUGUCUUCUCUGCCUUGAUUGAGUUUGCCACAGUCAACUACUUCACCAAGCGCAGCUGGGCAUGGGAUGGGAAAAAAGAGGGCAUGGAAAUAAGGGAACCGUUUCAGGCUAACAUGGCCAGGAUUAACGAUAUGAGAAGAGAAUCUGCUACAUUGUCCAAAAAAGCAAACAACACAUUCAACAUUGUUGGAACCACCUACGGCAUCAACGUGGCUAAAGACCAAGGUUUAACGACCGUUUCCAAGAGUGCCACUCCAGUCCCCACCAGACACUCCUACCUCCAGGAUGACUGUUACGAGGAGGCCAAGAAGUCAUACAACCGUGUCAGCAAAGUGGACAAGAUAUCGCGCAUCAUUUUCCCAGUUCUGUUCUUCAUCUUCAACUUAGGCUACUGGGCCACAUAUGUCAACAGAAAGCCCGCUAUGAUGAAAGCAAACAACUUAAACUGAAUUUGACCAAAUGCUAGGCUUGAUCUGGUUUUGUUUUGAGGGUAGACAGGUUUGCAGGAGGCCAAGUUCAUCACAUUUUAUUGUGUGUGUAUGUGUGUGCGCCUGUUUCGUGCAUUGUUUUUUUCUUAAGAGUUUGAUAUUUUGCACGUCUGUUUAGAUGGAAGGCACAUUUAAACAAUAGUAGAUUCACAUAUAUUAGUGGACGUUGGAGGGAGCACAUUUCUCACAUCAGACUGUGUUUGUGUUGCAUUUAUUUGUUCUCCCCUCCUCACUUAUCUCUGGCACUGUUCCCUGUUGUCAGUAACCCAGUGUCCCUUCGCUGUAUCCUGAUUGCUUGCCGUUUUGUAGAGUAGUCAAAUUGUGUUUUCACUAUGUUUUGAAAUGUUUGCGCUUUGCUUAUAAUAAGUUAGAGCAAGCAUGCAUUUGAAGUUUUCAUUGUAGCUCAUUACCAAUGAUAAGGUUUUGACAUAUCCAUCAAGUUAACAACAUGCAUGCACGCACACAGACACACAGUUAUCGUCAGAAAAACGCCAGAAGAGCCAUUCAUUGGUUGCCCUGCCCUGCUCUGUUAGCCGGGGCAGCCUGUAUAGUUCCAUAGGAACAUAAUUAAUAAUCGUCAGGGUCUGGCCUUCACCUCACGCUGAAUCGUAACAGACCCAAUGCAGUAUCAUCUGGAAUUGCUAUUG
Molecule: messenger RNA, 2547 nt
Organism: Trematomus bernacchii (emerald rockcod)
Lineage: Eukaryota; Metazoa; Chordata; Actinopteri; Perciformes; Nototheniidae
Gene: gabra3
Product: gamma-aminobutyric acid type A receptor subunit alpha3
Exons: 11
Coding region: 431-1861 (476 amino acids)
Biological process (GO): monoatomic ion transmembrane transport; gamma-aminobutyric acid signaling pathway; synaptic transmission, GABAergic
Cellular component (GO): postsynapse; dendrite membrane; neuron projection
Molecular function (GO): GABA-A receptor activity; inhibitory extracellular ligand-gated monoatomic ion channel activity; GABA-gated chloride ion channel activity
Source: RefSeq, a predicted model, not a curated record